AUGUAUAACAAAAUAGUAAGGACACAGCCAUUAAAGCUUGUAACAAGAGAUUUGGAAGAUUCACUAGUGAAAUUAAAGCUCAAUUCUACGUGGAAGAUAAAUGAAAAUCGUACCUCACUUAUAAGGGAAUGUGUUUUUCCUGAUUUCGAGAGCACUUGGGCAUUUCUUACAAGAGUAUCAAUGAGAUCACAUCUUUGGGGUCAUCAUCCCACGAUAACGACCAGUUUUAAUAAAGUCAAGUUGGAAUUGAGCACGCAUGAUUUGGAUGAUAAAGGUGCCAUAAGUGAUAUUGAUUUGAAAAUGGCAAACAGGAUUGAAAAAUACAUAAAUAUAUACAACGAUAAGAUAAGAAAUUUAGACUGA
Molecule: messenger RNA, 363 nt
Organism: Kazachstania africana CBS 2517
Lineage: Eukaryota; Fungi; Ascomycota; Saccharomycetes; Saccharomycetales; Saccharomycetaceae
Gene: MCO14
Product: 4a-hydroxytetrahydrobiopterin dehydratase
Exons: 1
Coding region: 1-363 (120 amino acids)
Biological process (GO): tetrahydrobiopterin biosynthetic process
Molecular function (GO): 4-alpha-hydroxytetrahydrobiopterin dehydratase activity
Source: RefSeq, a predicted model, not a curated record